AUGGCGAAGAAGAUCGGCGAGGUCAUCGCCGAGAUACGGGCGCUCGCCCAGAAGAACAAGUUCAAGGAGAUUGUCAAGAUACUCUCGGACCUCGCCCAUAAGUACGAGAAGAGCCCCAAGAAGCUGAUCGCCGUGCUGACAAUGCGCAUAUACUACAACAUACAGCUCAAUGCAAACCAGAGCAUUGUUUCGGACCUGAACCUCAUCAAGUCGCCGUACAGCGACAAGUGGAAGUACGAGAGCUACCCUGACGUCAAUGGCGACAGGAAAGGCAGCAUGUGCCCCUUCAGCCUAUACCUCAUGUACUCGUUCUACCCGUACCUCGUGGGAUCGACGUACACCGCGCUGGACAGGCUCCACACACUAUGGCAGUACCUGGAGAAGGAGCUCAACGAGGGUAGCCAGCCGCGCGACCUCACCGUCUCACGCAUUAUACGCGUCAGGCUGUUAGUGGCUGACGUGCUCCUCGGCGAGAAGCGCUACCUCGACGCGGUGGAGGUGCUCAUGCAGCUGCAGCAGAGCUAUGCCAAACAGGAUCACGCCACCAACGCCAUGCUCGCUGUUCUCUACAGCCAGAUCGGAGAUACCGCCAAUGCGCAGAAACACAUCGAGAUCGCAAUGGAGCUGGCUCCGCCGCAAGCCGAGAUUUAUCGCGGGAUGUAUUGCGCGGUCAGCGGGGACUUCGAGGGAGCCUAUAGCAUUUACAACGCGUGCAGCACGUCGGGAGUGGACAUGGAGGAGAGCUUGCUGGUCUCCGCGUGCGAGAACAUGCUCAUCAACAAUGCGGCAGUGUCGCUGUUCUACCUGAACCGCACGGCGGCCUCGAAAACGACCAUCGACUCAUGUAGACACGUAUGCAAGAACUCCAGGCUCUUCAAAGGAAUCAUGCUGAACGCCGCAAUGCUCAAAGGGCUGGCGGUCGACGUAGACACGAAAUACGCCGAGGACGAUAUCGAUUGA
Molecule: messenger RNA, 960 nt
Organism: Babesia bigemina
Lineage: Eukaryota; Apicomplexa; Aconoidasida; Piroplasmida; Babesiidae
Exons: 7
Coding region: 1-960 (319 amino acids)
Cellular component (GO): TRAPP complex; Golgi apparatus
Molecular function (GO): protein binding
Source: RefSeq, a predicted model, not a curated record